AUGAAUCCGGCUCAACUACCUGUUCAUCUUCAGCUCGUCCAUCUCCGCGAUGUUCUUUCCACAAAUGGGACACUCCUCGAGGUGCUCAAUCGCGCAGCGAUUCUGAAUUUGCCGAACUGGUACCUCGCUGCAGGAGCCCUGUCUCAGACCAUUUGGAACAAGUUAUCGUCUCUGCCUCCCGAUACUGGGAUCAGUGACUACGAUCUUGUCUACUUUGACGAUUCGGACCUCUCCUACGAGGCCGAAGAUGUACACAUCCAAGCCGGUAAGAAACUCUUCGCUGGCUUAUCCGUGGAUGUUGAGAUCCGCAAUCAGGCGCGCGUUCAUAUGUGGUAUGAAAAGAAGCGCGGAGUCCCAUGCCCAAUUUAUCGAAGCGUGGAAGCGGGGAUUGACUCUUGGAUCUCCUCCAGCGCCAUGCUUGGUGUGAGACUGGAGAAAGAUGGAGAAUGGAGUGUGUAUGCGCCUCGGGGGCUGUCGGAUUUCUUCAAUAUGGUUGUGAAGCCUAACACGGCUGUGGGGACCAGGGAAGUGUAUGAGAAAAAGGCAAAACGUUGGAAGAAUAUUUGGCCGCAGCUUCAGAUUGAAGCUUGGCCAGUGAAACCGUCAGAAUAG
This is a messenger RNA of Ilyonectria robusta, 612 nucleotides long. RefSeq lists its product as uncharacterized. The transcript has a single exon. Bases 1 to 612 code for a protein of 203 amino acids. The record is from RefSeq and is a predicted model, not a curated record. NCBI's taxonomy places the organism in Eukaryota, Fungi, Ascomycota, Sordariomycetes, Hypocreales, Nectriaceae.